Vicia faba (fava bean) is the source of this 624-nucleotide messenger RNA. Lineage: Eukaryota; Viridiplantae; Streptophyta; Magnoliopsida; Fabales; Fabaceae. The record is from the annotation of a GenBank genome assembly.
AUGUGUCAGUUCAAGGUUCAUGUUUCAUCAUCAUCCCCAUAUUCAUCUUCCAGUACUAAUGUCAUUUAUCAUGUAACUAAUGUCGGUGAUAAUCUUACACUUGGUUCUUGUUCUCGUCCAACACACAAACGGAAAGGGCCACAACAAGCAUUAUUGGAUUUAUCUUUGUAUCCCUAUGAAACUAAUGUUUGUCUCCACCUAUCUCUAGUCUUUUGUAACUGCAUACAAAUUGCUCAACGAGAAACUAAUGUUGGAACAAGUUCUGAUUCAUCAACCAGCUGUGAUGAUCCAUGGAAGAUCAAGAAGGUGCUCACAGCAAGUGAUCUUGGCAAUAAUAGCAGGCUUUUGUUGAAGAAAGAAUUGGCUAAGAGAUGGGUGGUUCCUUUUGUGGACAAAGCUGAAGCUGAAAAAGAUGGAGUGAAAGUUCCGGUGUUUGAUGUUGACACUCAAACUCUUCGUUCUCUUGUGUUCAAGAUAUGGUCUUCAAACGGAAGUCACGUUUUCAUCGAUACGUGGAUCAAGGAUUUUGUAGGUAAAAGGAACUUAAAGGCUGGAGAUGAGAUUGGUCUUAAAUGGGAUCAUGACAAGAACAAAUUUGAUUUUUCUGUUCUUCGUAGGGCUUGA